AUGAUUUUAAGGUUUUUUUUGCUAUUCUUCUUUGCAGAUGCAGAGCUGGAUUCGCAUAGCUUUAAAAGUCCACUUAUUCCGGAGCAUGCACAUAAGUUUGACUCGAUUGGAUCUGCGGUCCCAUUGAAGAAAUAUGUAAGAUUAGCACCUCCGCUGCAGCAUAAAGUCGGAGCACUUAUCUCAAAAACUACAUUAGAAGACAGUCUAGUUGUGAUUGAAAUAGAAAUGUUCAUCUCUGGCGCCAGCAUAGUAGAAGAUAUUGGCGCUACAUUCUGGUUUUCCCAACACAACCCUGAGCUUUUUGCAACUGGAAUCAUUUAUGGAGUCACCGAAGAUUUCAAAGGCAUCGCCGUCGUCAUAAAUCCAGGCAAGCAAGAAAUAAUGGGUUACCAAUACAACGAAAAUCCCCCUCUAAACCUCACUUUUGUCAGUAAUCUUCCUUCCUGCACAACUCAAAUGAAAGGUGAAUUCCAUAUGGAAAUAGAAAGUAUCCCUAACAAACUUACAGUCUAUACCUGGCAAAAAGGCAAACCCAAAACCAAAUGCAUAGACUUCGCCACUUCUUUAAUGUCAAAACCCUAUAUAGGAAUCAGCGCAAACACAGGAGAAAACUCAUUCGCUGUAUUUGAUAUUUCAAGCAUCAGGUCAGAAAUCCCAAUACAAGAAGGAAAUCAAUUCGAAGCUUUAAAAAUGAUGCAGGAAAACUUCAAAACUGAGCUUUCUGUGGUGAAAAAUGAAACUAUUGAGCUUACACAAAGGAUACAAAAUAUUUCUGAAAGCCAAGAAUUGAUUGAUAUACAAAAUAAAAUUGGAGAUAUGAAGCUGAUGGCGAAAAAUCUGAAGCAAAGGAUUGAAAAAGUGAGGGACGCUAUUAUGGUUUUGCAUGUAGAUGAUACUUUUGCAAUAGAUAGCAAUGAAUAUAUAACGAAAGUAGGGGCAAAGGCUGCAGGGAUUUUGGAUAAGGUGAAAAGCUUGCAGGAUUAUGUGUCAGGACAAGGGAUUUUGAAACCGAUACAGAAUACUGUGGAUGAACAAGCAAGCAAUACAUUAGGGACUGGAAAACAGCUGGAAGAAGCUGCUAAUAGAUCGCAUGAAAAAACAAAAUUGGUUAACCAGAAAAUACAGAAUGAGUAUAGAUUUGUGUGGAUUUUUUCAGGGCUCGUAGGGUUGGUAAUUGUGCUGGGGCUAAGCAUGUGUAAGCUGGUGAGUGUUGAAAAAAUACAUACUUUAUAA
Messenger RNA from Blepharisma stoltei, 1233 nucleotides. Lineage: Eukaryota; Ciliophora; Heterotrichea; Heterotrichida; Blepharismidae. The record is from the annotation of a GenBank genome assembly.